ACUGUAGCAUUACAGUAAGCACUGUAGCAUUACAUUAAGCACUGUAGCAUUACAGUAAGCACUGUAGCAUUACAGUAAGCACUGUAGCAUUACAUUAAGCACUGUAGCAUUACAGUAAGCACUGUAGCAUUACAGUAAGCACUGUAGCAUUACAUUAAGCACUGUAGCAUUACAGUAAGCACUGUAGCAUUGCAGUAAGCACUGUAGCAUUGCAGUAAGCACCAUAGCAUUACAGUAAGCAUCCUAGAUGGCACAGUAAGCACCGUAGCAUUACAGUAAGCACCGUAGAUGGAACAGUACGCACCGCAGCAUUACAGUAAGCACUGUAGCAUUGCAGUAAGCACUGUGGCAUUACAGUAAGUACCGUAGCGUUACAGUAUUGUUACAUCAAGGGCUGGGCGGGAGGGCACACAGCUAUACAAACUUGUCAAACCCGUAUAUAUAUUUUAGUUUUAUUUAGUUAGUAUUGUAAUACUCUUUCCAGUAUCAUAAUAGUUCGUUUCAUGUGUUGAUAUAGAACAAUCCAGUCCCUGAAUACAAACGAAAACGGGCGAAUGCCAGGAAAAGAAUGGGGAGAUUGAGGCAAAGGGUGCGGAAUUUUGGUAAAAUUCAAGGGAUGCCACAAAUGGCCCUUGUGCACCUCACAACCGAGGGAACAUUGAAGGUUGUUGGACACCAAGAUAUGGUUGAGGCUGUUGGCCGCAGCAACCUGGUUAACAUACUGAAUAUUGCACCGGUAGCGCCCGCUACCACUCAGGAAGAGGAAAAAGUCGACCUUCGACGUAUAUCCAUGGCGGUGGACUACGCCGACGUCCGGGACGUCCACCUAUUAAGACGAGCGGUCACUCAGGUCACAAUUGACAAAGGUGCCAAGGGAUCCCGAUGUAUUUGGGGAAACGAAGGCCUUCGGCCUUCUUGGUGGCCUGAGGGUGUGCCGUUUGUGGCGCCCUCAGCAACACACACGGACGAUGCUGGCACUAAACAUCGGCUGCAGACGGCAUCCAACCUCAGACAUAUCAUGUGCAGCUGGAAACGCCACGUGAUAUCGUUUUCACAAUACUAACCAACAUAUCUCUAGAGCACUGUCUUGAUAUAGACGUGACUCACCUACACCAUCACUCCAGCGUGCAAUGUACACAAUACUCCAUUAACUGUAGGUAACUUUUACAUUGUGCAGGUAAUCCGCCCAAUAUCAAUCUGGCAACUUUGCUAAUUUCCAAAGUUCUUACCCCGAAACUCUCGAUCAGAUUUCCACAGUUC
Messenger RNA from Haliotis rubra (blacklip abalone), 1260 nucleotides. RefSeq lists its product as uncharacterized. Lineage: Eukaryota; Metazoa; Mollusca; Gastropoda; Lepetellida; Haliotidae. The transcript is spliced from 7 exons. The coding region runs from base 569 to 1063 and encodes 164 amino acids. The record is from RefSeq and is a predicted model, not a curated record.